Molecule: messenger RNA, 393 nt
Organism: Neurospora crassa OR74A
Lineage: Eukaryota; Fungi; Ascomycota; Sordariomycetes; Sordariales; Sordariaceae
Exons: 2
Coding region: 1-393 (130 amino acids)
Source: RefSeq, a predicted model, not a curated record
AUGACCCGCGAACCAGAGGGUCAGUUACGAGGUGUUGACGAGAAGACGCAACCUUGGACCAUUCAUCCCCAAGCCCCAAAGGCUCAACGCGUCGGCUCUGCGAUUUCCAUCGUCUCUCGCUGGUUCCUCUCGGCCGCGAAAGGAGAUUCGAGGGCGAUAAGGCUUGUUAGCUCCGUUCGCUCGGUUCGCUGCGUUUCGCUCCGGCGCUGCGGCGGCGCCCCUCCUUCUCCCUGGUUCGGAGAACGGGCGGCGCUCCGAGAAAGAGUGAGGACCGGCGCAACACCACCGGAAGAAGUCGUCGAGAGAUGGGAAUUUCGAGAAAAAGUAGUUGGGUGCCAGCGCCGUGCCGUUUCCGUUCCUCGGCGCGCCGGUGGGCUGUUCACGGCAUUUUAG